Symbiodinium natans is the source of this 843-nucleotide messenger RNA. The record is from the annotation of a GenBank genome assembly. Lineage: Eukaryota; Dinophyceae; Suessiales; Symbiodiniaceae.
AUGCUCGGCAUGCGUCUCACCUGCAAUGGGAAAUCACAGCUUGCGAUGGACGAGGUCGAUGGCCACAAGGUGCCGGUUCUCAAUGUGGACCUGAAGCUUCAGCUUCCGAUAUUGAACCUUUUAGAGGUUUUCAACAAGGCUGUCAUGUCUGGUUUGCCUGACCCGACGAGUGAGAGCGAUGGGGCAAAGGAACAGACGCCAGCGGGAAAUGCCAGCCAGCCUCAAAGCUCCGAGCCAGAUGCAGACGAUGCAGACGAUGCAGACGACGCAGACGACGCAGACGACGCAGACUCGGUGACCGAGUUCAUGGAGGCCGCCGAAGUACCAGCAAACGAGCUCUGGGCUGAUGACGGCGGCCAGGAGUUCGGGGCGAUUUGGGCGCAGCCACAAACAGAAAUGACUCGUUGGCAGCCGCUCCCAAGGUCCACGCUGCGGGACGCAGGCACGGACAUGCAGACAUUGAAGAAGCCCGAGUUUGCAAUGAAGUCGCCGGACCUGAUCGACAAAGCAGAGGGCAGGAUGUGGAUGGAGGUGAUUGAACAGCUUCAGCAAUUGUGCCGGAGCAUCGUCGCCUCCCACGACUUUCAUGUAGCUGUGCUGCGGUCGCAGGACAACUUGUCAUCCAAGAUGCGUGACUUCACCCUUUCCCUGGGAGACCGCAUGCAGAACCUCUCCAUCAACAUGAAAUCCCAAACUGCCAGUCUCGGACAGCGAUUGGAAGGUCUGGCAGAGAGUGUGUCUUCUUUGGAAAGCGCCUUACCUGCCCCGUAUGUGACCAGAGAAGGGUCCAAGAUUAGGUCACGAGGUGGGCCUGUGGGAGCAGCUCCGGGGCGCUACGGGUGA